Messenger RNA from Nycticebus coucang (slow loris), 6397 nucleotides. RefSeq names its product zinc finger SWIM-type containing 8 (gene ZSWIM8). The transcript is spliced from 25 exons. Gene Ontology annotation, molecular function: zinc ion binding. Gene Ontology annotation, cellular component: Cul2-RING ubiquitin ligase complex. Lineage: Eukaryota; Metazoa; Chordata; Mammalia; Primates; Lorisidae. The record is from RefSeq and is a predicted model, not a curated record. The coding region runs from base 514 to 6123 and encodes 1869 amino acids.
CCUUGAGGACAUUAUGGACACUGAGUUAUUGCUGGGGUCUGCAGUCAUUUCGUGUAUCAUUGGAGGUUGGCUUCCUCUUAUGAUGUCUGAGGGUCGACUCGACUAAAAAUGCAGCAAUUAAACAAACAUGUCCCCUUCAUCCGUCCGUACUCGAUCCGAUUUCCGAACGCGCGAGAACGGAAGCGGUGGUGGCCGGCGCGGCCGGAAGUUCAGAUCAGCUGAUGGGGGAGGCGGCGCCGCAGCCGCCUAGAGGCCCCGGCCGCCGAGCGCUUGGUCCCGGCCCUGAGUCUCGGAGACUGGCCAAGAUCGCCGUUCGCACCUCGCUGUUGGGCGAAGCCCGGUACCGUCUCUCUCCCAGGCCUGAGAUACUCGCCCGGCACGGCCGCCCUGAGCGCCCCGGCCACCCCCAGCCCCGGCUCGCCCCUCAGGCUCCGGGCCUCCCCUCAGUCCCCGGCCGGCGGCCCAGGCCCCGGAUCCGCGGGGGGGGACCCGGCCCCGGGGGGUGCGGGUCCUAUGGAGCUGAUGUUCGCGGAGUGGGAGGAUGGAGAGCGCUUCUCAUUUGAGGAUUCGGACCGCUUUGAGGAGGAUUCACUCUGUUCCUUCAUCUCCGAGGCCGAAAGCCUCUGCCAGAACUGGCGGGGAUGGCGCAAACAGUCAGCGGGGCCCAAUUCCCCCACUGGCGGCGGUGGCGGAGGUGGUGUUGGCGGCACCAGAAUGCGAGAUGGACUGGUGAUCCCAUUGGUGGAGCUGUCAGCAAAGCAGGUAGCAUUUCAUAUCCCAUUUGAAGUGGUGGAGAAAGUUUACCCCCCAGUGCCCGAGCAGCUACAGCUCAGAAUUGCUUUUUGGAGCUUCCCUGAGAAUGAAGAAGACAUUCGGCUGUAUUCGUGCCUGGCCAAUGGCAGUGCAGAUGAGUUUCAGCGAGGUGAUCAGCUAUUCCGCAUGAGGGCUGUGAAGGACCCACUGCAGAUAGGGUUCCACCUGAGUGCUACAGUGGUGCCACCUCAGAUGGUCCCUCCUAAAGGGGCCUACAAUGUGGCUGUGAUGUUUGACCGCUGCCGGGUUACUUCCUGCAGCUGUACCUGUGGGGCUGGGGCCAAAUGGUGCACCCACGUCGUGGCACUCUGUCUCUUCCGCAUCCACAACGCUUCUGCAGUCUGUCUGCGAGCUCCAGUCUCAGAGUCUCUGUCUCGGCUACAGAGGGACCAGCUGCAGAAGUUUGCUCAGUACCUCAUCAGUGAGCUCCCUCAGCAGAUCCUCCCUACAGCCCAGCGUCUCCUGGAUGAACUCCUCUCCUCUCAGUCAACAGCCAUUAAUACAGUAUGUGGAGCCCCUGACCCAACAGCAGGGCCCUCGGCAUCAGACCAGAGUACUUGGUACUUGGAUGAAUCGACACUCACUGACAACAUUAAGAAGACCUUGCACAAGUUCUGUGGCCCCUCCCCGGUGGUCUUCAGUGAUGUGAACUCUAUGUAUCUGUCUUCCACGGAGCCUCCAGCUGCUGCUGAAUGGGCAUGUCUGUUGCGCCCUCUGAGGGGCCGUGAGCCGGAGGGUGUCUGGAACCUGCUUAGCAUUGUUCGAGAAAUGUUCAAGCGGAGGGACAGCAAUGCUGCCCCCUUGUUGGAAAUCCUCACUGACCAGUGCCUGACCUAUGAACAGAUAACAGGUUGGUGGUAUAGUGUGCGCACCUCAGCUUCACACAGCAGUGCCAGUGGGCACACCGGCCGUAGCAAUGGGCAGUCAGAGGUUGCGGCCCAUGCCUGUGCCAGCAUGUGUGAUGAGAUGGUCACACUAUGGAGGCUGGCCGUGUUGGACCCUGCUCUCAGUCCCCAGCGCCGCCGGGAACUGUGUGCACAGCUUCGUCAGUGGCAACUGAAAGUGAUUGAGAAUGUAAAGCGGGGACAACAUAAGAAGACCCUGGAACGACUUUUCCCUGGUUUCCGGCCAGCAGUGGAGGCCUGCUACUUUAAUUGGGAAGAGGCCUACCCACUUCCUGGUGUCACCUAUAGCGGCACUGACCGGAAGCUGGCACUGUGCUGGGCCCGGGCCCUGCCCUCAAGGCCAGGUGCCUCCCGCUCUGGGGGCCUGGAGGAAUCCCGGGACCGCCCCCGAUCUCUUCCUACUGAGCCAGCUGUACGGCCCAAAGAUCCUGGGGCCAAGCGCAAAGGAUUGGGUGAGGGCAUCACCUCUUCACAGCGGGGUCCCCGCCGCCUCUCAGCUGAAGGGGGAGAUAAGGCUCUGCAUAAGAUGGGCCCAGGUGGGGGCAAAGCCAAGGCAUUGGGUGGGACUGGUAGUGGGAGCAAGGGCUCAGCAGCAGGGAGCAAGCGAAGGCUGAGCAGUGAAGACAGCUCCCUGGAGCCGGAUCUGGCAGAGAUGAGCCUGGAUGACAGCAGCCUGGCCCUGGGCGCAGAGGCCAGCACCUUUGGUGGAUUCCCUGAAAGCCCACCACCCUGUCCUCUACCUGGUGGCUCUCGAGGUGCUUCAACUUUCCUUCCUGAGCCCCCAGAUACUUAUGAAGAAGAUGGUGGUGUCUACUUCUCAGAAGGGCCGGAGCCACCUACAGUCUCUGCUGGCCCCUCUGGCCUACUGUCUGGGGAGGUCUGUACCCGGGAUGACCUCCCUUCCACAGAUGAGAGUGGCAAUGGGCUUCCCAAAACCAAAGAGGCAGCCCCUGCAGUUGGAGAGGAAGAUGAUGACUACCAGGCUUAUUAUCUGAAUGCCCAGGAUGGGGCUGGGGGCGAGGAGGAGAAGGCUGAGGGCGGGGCUGGGGAAGAGCACGACCUGUUUGCUGGGCUGAAGCCACUGGAACAGGAGAGCCGAAUGGAGGUGUUAUUUGCCUGUGCUGAGGCCCUGCAUGCGCAUGGCUAUAGCAAUGAGGCCUCCCGCCUCACUGUGGAGCUUGCCCAGGACCUGCUAGCCAACCCUCCUGACCUCAAGGUAGAGCCGCCCCCUGCCAAGGGUAAGAAGAACAAGGUAUCUACAAGCCGUCAGACCUGGGUGGCCACCAACACCCUGACCAAGGCAGCCUUCCUGUUGACAGUGCUAAGUGAGCGCCCAGAGCACCACAACUUAGCCUUCCGAGUUGGCAUGUUUGCCUUGGAGCUACAGCGGCCCCCAGCUUCUACCAAGGCCUUGGAGGUGAAGCUGGCAUAUCAGGAGUCUGAGGUGGCUGCCCUGCUCAAGAAGAUCCCUCUGGGUCCAAGCGAGAUGAGUACCAUGAGGUGCCGGGCAGAGGAACUUCGGGAGGGAACCCUCUGUGACUAUCGGCCUGUGUUGCCUCUCAUGUUGGCCAGUUUCAUCUUUGAUGUUCUCUGUGCUCCAGGUUCCCGGCCCCCAAGUCGCAACUGGAACAACGAGAUGCCUGGGGAUGAGGAGCUGGGAUUUGAAGCAGCAGUUGCUGCCUUGGGCAUGAAGACAACAGUGAGUGAGGCAGAACAUCCCCUCCUAUGUGAAGGCACACGUCGGGAGAAGGGUGAUCUGGCAUUAUCAUUAAUGAUCGCUUAUAAGGAUGACCAGGCCAAGCUCAAGAAGAUCUUAGACAAAUUAUUGGACCGAGAAAGCCAGACGCAUAAGCCACAGACACUGAGUUCUUUCUACUCAUCUAGCCGUCCAGCCACAGCCAGCCAGAGGUCUCCUUCAAAGCACGGGGGCCCAUCUGCCCCAGGGGCUCUGCAACCACUGACCUCAGGCUCUGCAGGGCCCGCUCAGCCAGGGAGUGUGACAGGGGCUGGGCCAGGCCCCACUGAGGGCUUCACAGAGAAGAAUGUGCCUGGUGAGGUGGGGGCACUGGGCAGGGAGAGGAAUGGUAUGGAGCCAUGUUGGGGUCCUCUUUCCUGGGCUCAUCCAAUGUCCUAUUUUCCCUACCUAGAGAGUUCCCCACAUUCCCCCUGUGAGGUUCUCCCAUCUGAGGCAGCUUUGACCCCAAGGCCAGAGGGGAAGGUUCCCAGCAGGCUGGCACUUGGCAGUCGUGGAGGCUACAAUGGUCGAGGAUGGGGCUCGCCAGGGCGACCUAAGAAAAAGCACACAGGCAUGGCCAGCAUCGACAGCAGUGCUCCUGAGACAACAUCGGAUAGCUCCCCAACCUUAAGCCGGAGGCCACUUCGAGGGGGUUGGGCUCCCACCUCCUGGGGUCGAGGACAGGAUAGUGACAGCAUUAGUAGCUCUUCCUCAGACUCCCUGGGCUCUUCAUCCUCCAGUGGAAGUCGCCGGGCAAGUGCCAGUGGAGGUGCGCGGGUGAAGACAGUUGAAGUUGGCAGGUACAAGGGCCGCCGCCCUGAGAGUCAUGCCCCCCAUGUACCCAAUCAGCCGUCAGAGGCAGCUGCACACUUCUACUUUGAGCUGGCAAAGAUGGUGCUGAUCAAGGCGGGGGGCAACAGCAGCACUUCCAUUUUCACACAUCCAUCUUCCUCAGGGGGCCACCAAGGUCCUCACCGCAACCUACACCUUUGCGCCUUUGAGAUUGGGCUUUAUGCCCUCGGCCUGCACAACUUUGUUUCUCCAAACUGGCUCUCACGUACCUAUUCUUCCCACGUUUCCUGGAUUACAGGCCAGGCAAUGGAGAUCGGCAGUGCAGCCCUGACUAUACUGGUAGAAUGCUGGGAUGGGCACCUGACACCCCCUGAGGUUGCAUCCUUAGCUGACAGGGCAUCACGGGCACGAGACUCCAAUAUGGUGAGAGCAGCAGCAGAGCUGGCCCUGAGCUGCCUGCCUCAUGCCCAUGCAUUGAACCCCAAUGAGAUCCAGCGGGCCUUGGUUCAGUGCAAGGAACAGGAUAACCUGAUGUUGGAGAAGGCCUGCAUGGCAGUGGAAGAGGCGGCUAAGGGUGGGGGCGUGUACCCCGAAGUGUUGUUUGAGGUUGCUCACCAGUGGUUCUGGCUGUAUGAGCAAACAGCAGGUGGCUCAUCCACAGCUCGUGAAGGGGCUACAAGCUGUAGUGGCAGUGGGAUCAGGGUAGCUGGGGAGGCUGGGCGGGGGCUGCCUGAGGGCAGAGGGGGCCCAGGGACCGAGCCAGUUACAGUGGCGGCAGCAGCAGCAGUGACAGCAGCAGCCACAGUGGUGCCAGUCAUCUCAGUGGGGUCCAGUUUAUAUCCAGGUCCAGGACUGGGGCAUGGUCACUCCCCUGGCCUGCACCCCUACACUGCUCUACAGCCCCACCUGCCCUGUAGCCCUCAGUACCUCACCCACCCAGCUCACCCUGCCCACCCCAUGCCUCACAUGCCCCGGCCUGCCGUCUUCCCUGUGCCCAGCUCUGCAUACCCACAGGGUGUGCAUCCUGCAUUCCUGGGGGCUCAGUAUCCUUACUCGGUGACUCCUCCCUCACUUGCUGCCACUGCUGUGUCUUUCCCCGUCCCUUCCAUGGCACCCAUCACAGUACAUCCCUACCACACAGAGCCAGGGCUCCCACUGCCCACCAGUGUGGCCUGUGAGUUGUGGGGACAGGGAGCAGUGAGCAGUGUCCAUCCAGCAUCCACAUUUCCAGCCAUCCAGGGUGCCUCGCUGCCUGCCCUGACCACACAGCCCAGCCCUCUGGUGAGCGGGGGUUUUCCACCCCCUGAGGAGGAGACACACAGUCAACCUGUCAAUCCACACAGCCUGCACCACCUGCAUGCUGCCUACCGUGUUGGAAUGCUGGCACUGGAGAUGCUGGGUCGUCGGGCACACAACGAUCACCCCAACAACUUCUCCCGCUCCCCCCCUUACACUGAUGAUGUCAAAUGGUUGCUGGGGCUGGCAGCAAAGCUGGGAGUGAACUACGUGCACCAGUUCUGUGUGGGGGCAGCCAAGGGGGUGCUGAGCCCGUUUGUGCUGCAGGAGAUCGUCAUGGAGACGCUGCAGCGGCUGAGCCCUGCUCAUGCCCACAACCACCUGCGUGCCCCGGCCUUCCACCAACUGGUGCAGCGCUGCCAGCAGGCAUACAUGCAGUACAUCCAUCAUCGCUUGAUUCACCUGACUCCUGCCGACUACGACGACUUUGUGAAUGCGAUCCGCAGUGCCCGCAGCGCCUUCUGCCUGACACCCAUGGGCAUGAUGCAGUUCAACGACAUCCUGCAGAACCUCAAGCGCAGCAAACAGACCAAGGAGCUGUGGCAGCGAGUCUCACUCGAGAUGACCACCUUCUCCCCUUAAGUCUUUCCCUUCUAGGGCCCUAUACAGGGACACAGGCCUGUGGCUAUGGGGGCCCCGCACACGGGGGGAGUGAAUCUUGGCUGGACAGGUCAUCCCCACUCAAUUCCCUGGUAGCCCAGACUGGCAGCUGCUCUUGGGCUAUAGCUUGGGGCCAAGAUGUCUCAGACCCUAGAAGCCUAGGGCUGGGGGAAACAGCCCUGUCUGGGAGGGGGCAUUGGGUAGCCUCUGGUAUUUAUUUGGCAUUUAUAAAUAUAUAAACUCCUUUUUUACUCUA